ACUCCCGCUUUGUUCCCUUUAUAAGCCCCUCCGCCCUCCCUCCCUUCUCCACAACCAAACCACCGCCGAUCCAGCAAUCAACCGCCGCAUCAAUUUCAAGAUGAAUUCCAUGUUCAGUUUCUUCGAUGCCUUCGCCGCCGAGAUCCUCCUUGGAAAGUUCGUUACGGCUUCUACUUCUGUCCCUUCUUUCACUCCGAACACCGGCGGCGGUGGUUCUGCCUCUUCCGCUCCUGUGAAGUCGAUGCCGGGAAAGAAGGAAGAAGCUAACGCCGUAGCCAAGUCCAAGAACUCGUUGAUGAAGCCGAGAUUCGCUCUGGAGCUCGAUGGCCUCAAUUGCUUUGAGACUCUCGUCCCAAAUUGAGGUCUCCUAUGAUCGUGAUUCUGUUAUUAUAUCUUACUCCAUUCUUCUGAUUCUUUCAAUUUUAGGAAAUUCUUUUGAUUCUUUCAAUUUUAGGGUUUAAAUUAGGUUAUACGAGAUUUAGGGAUUCUAGUAUGUGAAUGAAAAUACAGAGUGCUUUCUUGUUCUUCCUUCUUCUGUUACACGGAAUUAGAUGAUUGAUUCCGUUCCGCGUUUAGUUUUUUUGGAAUUUCGAUAUGAAAUUAAUUACUCUUCUCCUUC
Cucurbita moschata (crookneck pumpkin) is the source of this 619-nucleotide messenger RNA. RefSeq lists its product as uncharacterized. The coding region runs from base 101 to 361 and encodes 86 amino acids. The record is from RefSeq and is a predicted model, not a curated record. The transcript has a single exon. NCBI's taxonomy places the organism in Eukaryota, Viridiplantae, Streptophyta, Magnoliopsida, Cucurbitales, Cucurbitaceae.